This is a messenger RNA of Talaromyces marneffei, 1509 nucleotides long. RefSeq lists its product as uncharacterized. Gene Ontology annotation, molecular function: RNA polymerase II cis-regulatory region sequence-specific DNA binding; DNA-binding transcription factor activity, RNA polymerase II-specific; zinc ion binding. The record is from RefSeq and is a predicted model, not a curated record. The transcript has 4 exons. The coding region runs from base 1 to 1509 and encodes 502 amino acids. Lineage: Eukaryota; Fungi; Ascomycota; Eurotiomycetes; Eurotiales; Trichocomaceae. Gene Ontology annotation, biological process: DNA-templated transcription; regulation of transcription by RNA polymerase II. Gene Ontology annotation, cellular component: chromatin.
AUGGUUACGACCACCACCACCACCACCACCACCAAUCCAGCUGUGAAGAAUGAUCGGUUAGCGAUUUCGGAAACGGCGGGGUGUUCGAUGAGGAGGAACCUUGCGGUGAAUACGUUUUCGUCGCUUGAGAAUUCUACUCCGCUGGAUUUCUUUAUUGAUGACUUGAUUGUGGAACCUGGCUUGUUGAGUCUGGGUGACUCGGUGGCUGAAGAUGAUUAUUUUCAGAUCGAUGAGUUCAUCUCUGAUGCUGUUCUGCCCUCUAAGCUGCCGAGGCAGUUACAUGACAUAGCGAGCGAGUUAGCUGAGACUUCGAGAUCCAUGAGUCUUGACACCGGGAGCGAACAUACCAUGCUUAAAACAACGGUGCUAGACGCGCUAUUCACAGUCGAGAAUUUAACCGUCUUCAUCACAGCCUUUUUUCACUCGCUUCAUUGGCAUAUGCCCGUCGUGCAUUGCCCAACCUUUGAUCCUGCCAACGUCUCCAACAGCCUCUUACUAGCAAUCUUCCUCGCAGGCGCAGUUUAUACAAUCCCAUUCCAGAGCGCGGAUUUAGUAUUGCCACCUUCCCUUCUCAGUGUAGCUGAGGAGUACGUAUUCCGCAAAGUCGCGAAUCUAUCGGCGACAACAACACCCUCGGAUCAACCAGUCAGAGGCUACGCGAUAGAAACAGUUCAGGCAGCACUCAUACUCGAGAUGUUGCAAUUCUCACAGGGAGAUCCAUUAAUACGACGACGGAUAAGGAUUGUGAGACACCCGUGUCUGGUCUCGACGAUACGGUCCAUGGGGCUUUUUCGGUAUAAACGACGCCAGGCUCCUGGGGUGAGUGACGAGGAUAAAUGGAGGGAGCUUGCGGUGGAGGAAGUUUGUAUCAGGGUCGCAUGCUGGACAUUCCUAGCCGAUGGGUUUUUGACCGUCUGCUUCAAGAAUCAUCCGCAACUCACGAUUCUCGAGAUGGACUGUGAUUUUCCAUGGAGUACGGAAUUGUUUGAGGCUGAGAGCGUGUCUUCCUUCAACGAGAUGGCCGCCGCACAAACAACCGGGCCGUCACUCCCUACGCUACGAAAAGUCGCGGAGAGUCUGCUUCAGAUGCCGUCUUCUGGCAAUCGAAUAUCAUGGGAUCGAUCGUUAUCGGUUGAGCAUCUUUUAAUGCUCAUAUAUGCAAUGAACUCCCUCGCCUUCCAAGCACGCUCCGGCUUGCUGGGCUUCAUAUCAAUAGACACCAUCAAACACGCCGCCAUGAACUGGAGCACAUUAUGGAAAUCAGUCUCUCAUCAUUUCCACUUCGCGGCGACAACGACAACGCAUACAACGACGACGGAGCAAAAUCUGCACUUGGGCUAUCCGAAGCAUGCAGAGGAAUUAUGGUGGCUGUUGAUGACUACGCUUGAUGCGGCUGCGAAUAAUAGCGGAAGAAAUGGGAAGAAGUUUCAGUACUUGGAUAGUAAUGCGACGGAUGAUUUGGGGAAGUUGAAUGAGUUUAUUCAGUUUGCGAGGCCGAGGGUCGUAUAA